AUGGUAAUGAGUGUGAUCGCGCCGAAUUCCACUAAGAAGGAGCUUUAUAGACCGUUCUUUCCUACGAGACACGGUAGAACGCCAAGCUCAAGGCCGAAUUCUAUUUCAUCCAAUCAUCGUUUUUCUAUCUUCUCCAAAGCCAUCCAGACUACCACAGCCGCAGACCGUCUAAUCACGCGGCUGGUCAACAACAAAAGCACCACUACAACCAUCAAAAUAACUUUCAAUGACUGCCUAGUGACUGCCAUUCACAUAAUGAUAUCGGUCACUUCAACACAUUGUGCCCUUAUCACUCCAUAA
Molecule: messenger RNA, 300 nt
Organism: Necator americanus (New World hookworm)
Lineage: Eukaryota; Metazoa; Nematoda; Chromadorea; Rhabditida; Ancylostomatidae
Exons: 2
Coding region: 1-300 (99 amino acids)
Source: RefSeq, a predicted model, not a curated record